GAUACAAGCUGUAGAGAGAUUCUCCUCCUCGAAAUCACGACUGAAAUAUACCUGUAUGAUUUGCUUUCACAAUGAAAGCGCAGCAUUUUGUAGUAGUUUUAUUGCUGGUAUCUAAUAUAACAUUAUCUUCAGGUUUUCUGGAUGUGUUCGUGGCUGCUGCAUCUGUGGUUUACACAUAUUUUGAACGGGAUGACUUGCUGCCUUUUGAUUCAAAACGUUUGGAGGCAGAUUUAAGAGAAAACUUCUUUGGACAGCACAUUGCAUCCAAUGUUAUACAAAGAGCUGUGUCGUCAUUUAUGACUGACAGCAACCCAAAUAAACCACUGGUCCUCUCUUUCCAUGGGACUUCAGGAACUGGAAAAAAUCAUGCUUCCAAAAUCAUCGCAAGAAAUGUGUAUGAAAAAGGGGAAAACAGCAAGCAUGUACACUUAUUUAUAUCUGAGCAUCAUUUCCCACACACAAAAGAUUUACGCUUGUACAGUGCACCUCUAAAGCAGCAGAUUCAUGAAAGUGUAUCACGUUUUCCCCGCUCCAUGUUUAUAUUUGAUGAAAUGGAAAAAAUGCAACCACAGCUGAUCGAUGCCAUAAAACCUUUUCUAGACUACAAUGCCCUGGUAGACGGAGUGUCAUUCCACAAGGCAAUCUUCAUAUUUCUCAGUAAUGCAGGUGGGAAUGUGAUUACUGAAGUGAUGGAUUUCUGGAGAGAAGGCAUUAUUCGGGAAAACUUAUGGAUGGACAGCAAGGAACUGGAGAUUAAAAUCACUGAAAACAUCUUCAAUGAUAAGAAAGGUGGAUUUUUGCACUCUAGUAUCAUAGAUGAGCAUCUGAUUGAUCAUUAUAUUCCUUUCCUACCUCUGGAGCUGAAGCAUGUACGUCAAUGUGUCCUGGUUGAGAUGGCCCAUCUGAACAUCACCCAAGACUUCGAUCUGGCAGAUCAAGUGGCCAGAGACAUGCCUUACUUCCCUAAAGAAGAGAGAGUAUUUGCUGUUAAAGGCUGCAAAUCUGUCAGACAGAAGUUGUCGCUGUAUAUUGAUUAAUAGCAGCACAUGUUGUCCUGUUAGACACACAGCUCAACAGCAAUGACCUUACACUACUCUUUUGUUUUAACUUAUUAAUAUUUCAGUCUUGAUGGGUUACACUGAUAUCGGGAGUCUGGACUAUUCUGCUUCUUGAGAAGUUAAGAUUGUCUCAGUAUGAAACAUUUUAGUCUAGGCCUAUGUGUACAGCCUAAUUUUUGGGUCCACAUUCUUUAGUCCUACCAGAUUUUGGAAGUGGAUCCAAUUAUAUCAUGCAAUCAUUAAACCAGUUCUACUGUAUGGAAGUGAAAUUUGAGGACCAGUAUUACAUUUUGAAAAUUGGGAGAACACAAUUGGAAUUUGUAAAAAACAUUCUAAGGGUAAACAGAGGCACUUCUAACAAUGCUUGCAGGGCUGAUGGGCUUAUAUCCCUUACACAUUAAAAUACAAAAAAAGAGCUGUUCAAUUCUGGCAUCUAUCUGACACUGAAUCUAUUCAAUAUAAAGCCAUUCUUGCCCAGUGUCUCAUCUUCUAAAUAUACUCACGCUUAAACUAAUGAAUGAAACUCAAGCUGAGACUGACUCCAACCACAACCCCAACAUUCAAAGAGAAAUCGACAAAAAUCUAAAGAAAUUAAAAUAAAAAAAUCUAUUUGACCUCCAAAACAAACUCCAGUGUUAUAUCGGGCCUAAACAGAAACACCAAAUUGGCAAAUCAAUUAUCAAAUAAACAACAAAAACAAAAGAAAGAUAAAUUCUUGAUGGCAGUCAAACUACCUGCAAAAUAUGUGUACACCAUACACACCAUAUGAAGUGGUUAAUCCAUUGUAUUCAUUUUACACAUUCCUCAUUGCAUAUAAUUGUAAUUAUUAUAAUUAAUAUUAAAGAUACUGCCUG
Carassius auratus (goldfish) is the source of this 1912-nucleotide messenger RNA. RefSeq names its product torsin-1A-like. The transcript is spliced from 5 exons. Gene Ontology annotation, cellular component: nuclear envelope; endoplasmic reticulum; endoplasmic reticulum lumen. Bases 72 to 1037 code for a protein of 321 amino acids. The record is from RefSeq and is a predicted model, not a curated record. Gene Ontology annotation, biological process: protein localization to nucleus; nuclear membrane organization. Lineage: Eukaryota; Metazoa; Chordata; Actinopteri; Cypriniformes; Cyprinidae. Gene Ontology annotation, molecular function: ATP hydrolysis activity; ATP binding; kinesin binding.